Molecule: messenger RNA, 1219 nt
Organism: Engraulis encrasicolus (European anchovy)
Lineage: Eukaryota; Metazoa; Chordata; Actinopteri; Clupeiformes; Engraulidae
Exons: 2
Coding region: 99-1082 (327 amino acids)
Source: RefSeq, a predicted model, not a curated record
UUCUUUGGAUUGCACUGACUGAGUUAACAAAGCAACAAACGAUUUUCCUCUUGUUUUUCGUUUUAGAGUACAGACCAAAGGAAAAGUAAACAGGCACAAUGGGCACAACGGACUCUCGGGUCGCCGGGCAGAUGGAGCUGGCUUUAGCCAACUUCCUCAACAACGUCCUCCCGUCACAGUACUUUGACGUGGCCAUUGACGAGUCCCUGCUUCGGUACUCUGGGACCAACUCUACGGAUAGCCUGAUGGAGUACUAUGGAGACCUACAGCUGGAGGUGAAGGGCCUUGAAGGUCCAUUUUACAACACACUGGCUAAGUCCCUCAGGGGGUCCAGCGAGGUGGCAAACGCAGCAGGUCUGGGUGCAUUGGUAAUCGCCAUGAUCCUGCAGGUUGUCUUCGCUGCUGUAAAGGUCUUGCCGGGCAGCAACGUGGCGAGCCCGAUGGACAUAUCGCCGUGCGUGCUUGCUGAUGAGAAGACCUCUGGUGUCCUGGACCCGAUUCAGGAGUACCUGAAACGUCAAAAAAGGUUUUUCGAUGACGACCGCCAACUGCUCUUGGACUCAGAGUGGUUUGAAAGGCAGCUCAGCUUGCAGCUAACAGUAUUGCGCAACUCCAUGCUCGUGCAUAAACAGAUGAGUUCCUGCGCGGUGAAGCACUGGGUGAAUGGCGCGGCCUUCCACACACAGAGGAUGCUCCUCCAUACUGCCAGGCUCAGGAAAAAAAUUGGACCGGGGACUGACGGCUUUGAGAAUGCCAAAAUAGCUGCGGGCAAUGCAGCAGACAGCUAUCACCGGGACAUGGUAGAAAUACUAAAGCAAUACAGGGAGUACAUGAAGCCAACUUUCGCAUCAGAUUUAUACCAGCACUGCCUUCAUUUUGGCUACUGUCCUGGAUUCUGUGCUUUCAGUACUGAUAAACGAAACGUUCUUAAGCCUAAACAUCGUUUUACUACGGUAGAUGAACUUUUGAACUAUAUUGCUUCACACCAUCAGAAAUUUAAAGAAGUUCAAAACUACUUUUCCAACCUGCAGACGAAUCUUAAUGUUUUGGCCAACCAAGAAGGAGUCUUCAAAGCAGUUUAGAUAACUUGUCACAAUGUGUAUCGUAUAAUGUACUGUAGUACUCGGCCUUGAGGAGUUAAAAUCCAAAUUACGUAUAGCUGACAUAUAGCAUGGUAUUUGCUAUGAUCCUUUGUAGAAGCAAUGUAAUAAAAUUGGUG